AUGCCUCUUAAUCCAGAUAGCAUUGUGGACAAUCUUAAAAGCAAGAAGAAUAAAACAGAUCGAUACAAUCAACUUCUUAUACAAACUGCAUACGACUUUGCAGAAAAUACCACUCUUAAUGGCUUAAAAUAUAUAUCAGAGCGAGGGACGUCCAUUCUAGAAAGUAAAUCAAUUCAUUGUCAUUUCAACGUUUUGUUUCGCAUUUCACAGGUUGCUCCAAAACAUGAAGAUAUAUUUCAUGAGUGCUUAUGGCGGAAUAAAGUAAACUGUUUGAAUAAGUUUCGUCCGACUUUGACCGCGAACGGAGUGUGUCAUACUUUUAAUAACUUGGCUUCCGACGAGAUAUUUAGAAAAAGCAGCAUUGAAAUCCAGCAUAGACGCUAUUACUUAAACACAUCCACCCCUGCAAAUGGCUGGACUCUUGAGAAAAACUAUUACAGCUCCUACAACGAUCCCUUUCCAAGACGUGGCCGGGCAAAUGGUGCAAGGGAAGAUCUUUACUUAAUACUUAAAGAAGUAAAAGACCGAGACUUUGGGUGUGAUGGACAAACUCGACCCGGUUAUAAGGUAUAUCUACAUCACCCUGCUGAGCUACCUCAAGCGUCACUCCACAGCUAUGCAGCGCAACCCGGGAAGAUCACCUCGUUGGCUAUCAAACUUGACAUCUUAGAUACGGCCCAGGAACUUGCUGGCUAUGCACCGCAUGUCCGCCAAUGUUAUUUCACAUCUGAAAGAUAUUUGCAGUUUUUCCAAAAGUACACGUCAUCGAACUGUCAGCUGGAGUGUCUCACUAACUACACUAUCCAGAAUUGCGGGUGUGUCAGCUUCUAUAUGCCACGUAACAACAGCACGACAAUAUGCAAAGGAGAUCAAUUGCAAUGCAUAGAAGAUGCUCUCGAUCAAUAUGCCGAUGAAGAAGAUUUAAAUGACAGUGAAAGCGGCCGGUGUGGAUGCCUGCCUGAGUGCCAUGAAGUCAAUUACGACGCGGAUGUCGUUUUAUCAAAACUUGAUCUGCAAGAAUUUAAGAAAAGAUACAAACAACUCCAAAACAACAUAAUAAGCUAUAAAUAUAAUAACGGUAAUUCACAAGAGAGUUACGAAAGCAACAACAACGGCACUAAUGACAAAAAUGACACUGAAAUUGAUGUUUAUGCUUCUGAUGAAUUGGUUGGAAUGACAGUUAUCAGGAUCUACUACAGACGGCCCCGCUUCGUGGCCAUGGAGCGCUCGGAGCUGGUCGGGCUGUCGCAGUUUUUGGCCGACGUUGGCGGGACGCUUGGCCUCUUUCUUGGCUUCUCUUUCCUCACACUCGCCGAGAUCUUCUACUUCUUCUCGAUCAAAUUGUUUUGCAAGUUUCAACGCGAAAACUCAAAGAAAGGUGAAAAUUCAUGCGAUAUCGGCGAUAUCUAGAUCAGUCAUCUUAAAAGACAUCUGCAUUGACUACUGUAACCAGGUUAUUCCCCCUAGUAGCCACUAUCCCCCUUAUUCAUAAACGUGUACUAAAGUUACGAAGCCGCUGAUCAUCGUUUAUCCCUUUCCAUCAUACCAAUACGUUGGAAAGGGACAAACGAUGAUCAUCGGCAUCGUAACUUUAGUACACGUUUAUGAAUAAGGGGGUAAGUUGUUACCGUGGUAAAUAAUGACUGUACGACAGUGGGAAUGACUAGGUAACCGAUAAAAUGUAAUUAAUUAAGUGUAGCAUUAGCAUAGUACCAAGUGUAAUUGGUGUAAACCGUUCUUGUGAAUAAGUAAAAAGAUAAAUAAUCGGACAGGUAGACGGACAUGAUG
Molecule: messenger RNA, 1788 nt
Organism: Cydia pomonella (codling moth)
Lineage: Eukaryota; Metazoa; Arthropoda; Insecta; Lepidoptera; Tortricidae
Product: pickpocket protein 28-like
Exons: 10
Coding region: 1-1410 (469 amino acids)
Biological process (GO): sodium ion transmembrane transport
Cellular component (GO): membrane
Molecular function (GO): ligand-gated sodium channel activity
Source: RefSeq, a predicted model, not a curated record